CACUUUACAGCGUGUAGAAUGUCUCGGACGCUUAAAAGUUCCGCUUCCUGAAUAUUAGCAUGUGUUUUAAGAAAGUUAUAAUCUGUGUGUUGUGGACAGCAUGUGUGUGUCAGACUGCAGGAAAACAGCAUGAUCCAAAUAUCAUCAUCAUGCUUAUGGAUGACAUGGGAUGGGGUGAUUUGGGGGUGUUCGGGGAGCCGUCCAGGGAAACCCCGAGUUUGGAUCUGAUGGCCGCUCAGGGAAUGCUGUUCCCGAACUUCUACGCUGCAAACCCGCUGUGUUCCCCCUCCAGGGCUUCUCUGCUCACUGGAAGACUUCCCGUGCGUAAUGGUUUCUACACCACCAAUGCUCAUGCUAGGAAUGCAUACACACCUCAGGAGAUUGUGGGGGGAAUAUCUCAGGACGAGAUCCUGCUUCCAGAACUGCUGAAAAAGAAAGGUUACGUCAGCAAGAUCGUUGGAAAGUGGCACCUUGGGCACAGAAGUCAAUACUUGCCUCUGAAGCGUGGGUUUGACGAAUGGUUUGGUGCCCCGAACUGCCAUUUCGGCCCCUACAAUGACAGCUUCCGACCCAAUAUACCCGUCUACAAUAACUCUGAAAUGAAGGGAAGGUAUUAUGAAGAGUUUGAGAUUAAUGUGAAAACAGGGGAAUCCAACAUCACCCAAAUCUAUCUGGAGGAAGGCUUGGACUUUAUCUCUCGGCAAGCCACGGCCCAGCGGCCCUUCUUUCUCUACUGGGCUCCAGAUGCAACUCACACACCCGUUUACGCAUCAAAACACUUCUUGGGAAAGAGUCAGAGGGGGCGUUAUGGUGAUGCCGUGAUGGAGUUGGAUUACAGCAUUGGCCAGAUUCUGGAACGACUGGUCAGUCUGGGAAUCCACAACGACACGUUUGUGUUCUUCACUUCUGAUAACGGGGCAGCGGUGAUGUCUGGACCGAGACAAAGUGGCAGCAACGGCCCGUUUCUCUGUGGGAAAGAGACUACGUUUGAAGGUGGGAUGAGGGAACCAGCCAUUGCCUGGUGGCCUGGACGAAUCCCCGCUGGCACAGUAAGCCAUCAGUUGGGCAGUGUGAUGGAUCUCUUUAGUACGAGUCUCUCCGUGGCCGGCGUUCGUCCCCCUGAUGACCGUGUCAUUGAUGGUCUGGAUUUGAGUCCUGUACUCUUCAACAACUCACUGCUCGACAGACCCAUCUUCUAUUAUCGUGGAAACCAGAUGAUGGCGGUGCGGAUCGGGCAAUACAAGGCGCACUACUGGACUUGGAGCAACUCAUGGGAGGAGUUCAACAAGGGAGUAAACUUCUGCCCUGGUCAGGAGGUCCCCGGGGUCACGACACACACUCAGGAGGAUCACAGCAUGCGGCCGCUGAUCUUCCACUUGGGCCGCGACCCCGGCGAGAGGUUCCCGAUCAGUGUUCUGUCUGAGGAGUAUGAGGAGUUCGUCAGACGAGCGACUGCAGUCGUGAAGAAACAUCAGGAACGUCUGAUCCCUGCAGUUCCACAGCUCAACAUGUGUGACGCAGCAGUGAUGAACUGGAGUCCUGCUGGCUGUGAGCGACUGGGAAAGUGUCUGAAACCACCCGAGUCCAAGCCGUGGAAGUGUGACUGGCCACAUUAAUGGAGUUUAUCAUCUACAAUAUUCCAGUUUAAAAUGAUAUUUGUAUUUUCUGUGUCUUUAAAAGGGAUAAUUCACCCAAAAUUAAAAAUCAGCCUAUGAUUUACUGUUACUCUAAGAAUUAUAUGACAUUCUUCUUUCAGAUGAAAUCAGAAAAAAAUGUCCACAAAAGUGUAUCUAUCCAUCAUAAAUUGGAUAUUUUGUAUUAUAACUCUGACUCUGGAGAAGAAUGUCAUAUACAACUAUGACUCAAGGGAGAGUAAAUCAUGGGCUUAUUUCCACUUUUGGGUGAACUAUUCUUUUAAUUUAGUGUUUUAAAGCAUUUAAUUUUGACAUCAAGAGUCAUUGUAACUUUAUUCUUAGAAUAUUUUGCGUUCAUGAAUAUUGUUACACUUUUAGACGUUUGAGUGUUUCUGUCACGUCGAAACGGCAUCGGGACUGAAUGUGUGCAGAUCGUUGGAGAAUGUUCAUAGAAACAUCGACUGACGAACACGAUUACCAAAACACACCACCAUCCGUAAAUACUGUAUAUUUAUUUUAGCUAAAUUAUCAUUUUGACUGUACAAGACUGUAAAAUUGUUUGCUUAUGUUCAAGAUAUUAUACGAUAUUUGAUAUCUGUGCAGUUCAUCUAAAUGGACUCUUUCUUUAAUUUUUUUCUUAAGGGGCAAUAAAAUAUUUUUUUAAACUUGUUUAUAUAAUAAAGUACAAUAACAAUGUAAACAAUGGCGUUAUGAUUUUAAAUCAGUUGAAUUUAAUCACUGCCUUCAUAAACUUUUAGUAUCCCACUUUUCACAUUUA
Molecule: messenger RNA, 2412 nt
Organism: Pimephales promelas (fathead minnow)
Lineage: Eukaryota; Metazoa; Chordata; Actinopteri; Cypriniformes; Leuciscidae
Gene: galns
Product: galactosamine (N-acetyl)-6-sulfatase
Molecular function (GO): N-acetylgalactosamine-6-sulfatase activity; arylsulfatase activity
Source: RefSeq, a predicted model, not a curated record